This is a messenger RNA of Amaranthus tricolor (Joseph's coat), 811 nucleotides long. Its product is annotated as elongation factor 1-alpha-like. The record is from RefSeq and is a predicted model, not a curated record. Bases 26 to 796 code for a protein of 256 amino acids. The transcript is spliced from 2 exons. Gene Ontology annotation, molecular function: translation elongation factor activity; GTPase activity; GTP binding. Gene Ontology annotation, biological process: translation; translational elongation. Lineage: Eukaryota; Viridiplantae; Streptophyta; Magnoliopsida; Caryophyllales; Amaranthaceae.
GAGAUUUGAGAAGGAAGCUGCUGAGAUGAACAAGAGGUCCUUCAAGUACGCCUGGGUGCUUGACAAGCUCAAGGCUGAGCGCGAGCGUGGUAUUACCAUUGAUAUUGCCUUGUGGAAGUUUGAGACCAACAAGUACUACUGCACAGUUAUUGAUGCCCCUGGUCACCGUGACUUUAUCAAGAACAUGAUUACUGGUACCUCUCAGGCUGACUGUGCUAUCCUCAUUAUUGACUCCACAACUGGAGGUUUUGAGGCUGGUAUCUCCAAGGAUGGUCAGACCCGUGAGCACGCCUUGCUUGCUUUCACUCUUGGAGUGAAGCAAAUGAUUUGCUGCUGUAACAAGAUGGAUGCCACCACACCCAAGUACUCCAAGGCUAGGUACGAUGAAAUCGUCAAGGAAGUCUCUUCAUACCUCAAGAAGGUCGGUUACAACCCUGACAAAAUCCCAUUUGUUCCCAUCUCUGGGUUUGAGGGUGACAACAUGAUUGAGAGGUCCACCAACCUUGACUGGUACAAGGGACCAACUCUCCUUGAGGCUCUUGACAUGAUCAACGAGCCAAAGAGGUCAUCAGACAAGCCCCUCCGUCUCCCACUUCAGGAUGUGUACAAGAUUGGAGGUAUUGGAACUGUGCCUGUGGGACGUGUUGAGACUGGUGUCUUGAAGCCUGGUAUGGUUGUCACCUUCCGUCCUACUGGUCUGACCACUGAAGUUAAGUCCGUUGAGAUGCACCACGAGACCACUGAAGUUAAGUCCGUUGAGAUGCGCCACGAGUCUCCCAGAGGCUCUCCCUGGUGACAAUGUUGGUUUCAA